Dioszegia hungarica is the source of this 684-nucleotide messenger RNA. RefSeq lists its product as uncharacterized. The coding region runs from base 1 to 684 and encodes 227 amino acids. NCBI's taxonomy places the organism in Eukaryota, Fungi, Basidiomycota, Tremellomycetes, Tremellales, Bulleribasidiaceae. The transcript has 3 exons. The record is from RefSeq and is a predicted model, not a curated record.
AUGUUCAUCCCACACACCCUUCUCACCGCCUUUGCUUCCCUCCUCGCCCUCGGCGUGUCUGCCAAGAACCUCGUACACGUCAAUGUCCAGACUGCCGAGGGCUUCUCCUCCUACGUCAAGCUCCCGGGGACGACAGGUCAGCCGACUUCCCUGACGUUCAGCAACCCGAAAGACAACGUGUUUGCCCUAGUGAGCACCAACAAUGAUCGUGCUGCGCCGGCGAGCGGCUGGGCCGAUGGGAAAGGCGAGUUUGCGUGGGUGGCGAACAAGGACUCCGCGAAGGUUGAUUCAGUGAGAUGCAAUCUCGAGGGCCGGAUCGAUGAGGCUGUUGCCAAAGAUCCGAAGAAUGAGGGUUUCGUCUUCACCUUUGCGGCCUUUAUCACAAGCAGUGACACCAGAGAGAACUGCACGGCGCAGUACGGCGUUGCGACGAGACCUCGAAUUGAUACCGAAGUAGCCGGAGGCGGACAUGCAGGUUGCGAGACAAGUCUGACUCAUGUACCCGUGCUCGUAACUGCCGUAGUCCUUGCCAUUCCGUUCUCAGUUCAUGUUUCCAUCAAUUCCACGCUACGCGCCCAGCGCGGUCACCAGCAAUCAGCACUUGCAGAGCCCUCUUUCUUUGGGGGAAACCGCUCUGAGCACAUCAUGUACACCCUGCAGAGCUCGGACAAUGAUUUCGAGUGA